CCAUUCUCUGCUCUCUCUCUGCAGUGUAGCGGGGAUUCUAAGGAAUAGGAUGUGAAAAAAGAUGGCGGAGCUGCAGAUGCUGCUGGAGGAGGAGAUCCCCGGCGGCCGGAGGGCCUUGCUGGACAGCUACACUAAUUUAGAGAGGGUUGCUGACUACUGCGAGAACAACUAUAUUCAGUCUGCAGAUAAACAGAGAGCUUUAGAAGAAACCAAAGCAUAUACAACACAGUCCUUAGCAAGUGUGGCUUAUCUGAUCAACACAUUGGCCAAUAAUGUACUUCAGAUGCUCGAUAUUCAGGCUUCUCAGCUGCGGAGAAUGGAGUCCUCAAUCAACCAUAUUUCACAGACUGUGGACAUCCAUAAAGAAAAAGUUGCUAGACGAGAAAUUGGAAUUUUAACAACAAACAAAAAUACCUCUAGGACGCACAAAAUCAUUGCUCCAGCUAACUUGGAGCGACCUGUCCGUUAUAUUCGAAAACCUAUUGAUUACACAAUUUUAGAUGACACAGGACACGGAGUAAAGGUCAGUACACAGAACAUGAAAAUGGGAGGUCUGCCUCGUACUACUCCACCUACUCAAAAGCCACCAAGUCCACCAAUAACGGGAAAAGGAGGAACCCUUGGGCGACAUUCACCCUAUCGCACACUGGAGCCUGUGCGCCCCCCUGUGGUACCAAAUGACUAUGUACCCAGCCCCACACGUAACAUGGCUCCCUCACAGCAACAGAGCCCUGUUAGAACAGCUUCAGUCAACCAGAGGAAUCGCACAUACAGUAGCAGUGGCAGUAGUGGAGGCAGUCACCCCAGCAGCCGGAGCAGUAGUCGAGAGAACAGUGGAAGCGGAAGUGUGGGAGUCCCGAUUGCAGUUCCUACCCCUUCUCCUCCAAGUGUUUUUCCAGCCCCUGCUGGCUCAGCUGGCACUCCUCCCAUUCCUGUUACCUCCACACCUGUCCCUGCCCCCCUUGCUCCUGCUACUGCCCCUCCCUCAACUACCCCAGAUGUUGCUGCAGGAGCUCAACCCCCUGCUGAUGGUUUCACCUCUCCAACUCCCCCUGCUGUUUCCUCUGCUCCUCCUCCUUCAGGUCACCCAGCUCAGUUUUACAGUAUGAAUAGACCAGUGUCUCGUCACAAUCCACCAGCAAUAGGUGGCUCUCUGCCAUAUCGUCGUCCUCCAUCAAUGACCUCACAGCCGAGCCUUCAAAACCAGAUAAAUGGAGGACCCUUUUAUAGCCAAAAUCCAGUAUCCCAUGCUGCUGCGCCGCCUCCUCCGUCUAUCCUGCAGGUUACCCCACAGUUACCUUUAAUGGGAUUUGUGGCUAGAGUACAGGAAAACAUCUCUGAGACACCACCACCACCGCCCCCUGCUGAAGAGCCAGUCUUUGAGGAAUCUCCUCCUCCGCCUCCUCCACCUGAGGACUAUGAAGAGGAAGAAGCUGCUGUUGUUGAGUACAGUGAUCCAUAUGCUGAAGAGGAUCCCCCUUGGGCACCACGGACUUAUUUAGAGAAGGUUGUUGCAAUUUAUGACUACUCAAAAGACAAGGAAGAUGAGCUCUCCUUUCAAGAAGGAGCAAUCAUAUAUGUCAUUAAGAAGAAUGAUGAUGGCUGGUACGAGGGCGUUAUGAAUGGGGUGACGGGGCUGUUUCCAGGCAACUAUGUGGAGUCAAUAAUGCACUAUUCCGAGUGAACAAUAUCCAACGCCCAAGCAAACUUCCCUGAACAGAAGCAGUUGAGGGCUUCUAUGAUAUACAUGAGCCCCUGGGGGGCCAAGUGAAUAGACUGAAGCAUCGUUGUAACUGUUUUGUUUUUCUUCUUCACAUAAACAAAGUGAUUUAAGUUUGAUCAAAACUGAUCUUCCUGGUGGGUUGUGGGCAUCGUGUGAUUGGACUGGCAAUAUGGAACACAUUGAAAAAGCAAGAUACUUAGCCAUUAUAAAUACUGUUUCAUGUCCAACCACUUUCUAUCCAAGGAUCUCAAGACCUGCUCAUGUCAAAUACUUUACCUAGCCAUUUACGGAUACUUGAUCUCAAAUAGUUUCUUCCUGUUUUGAGUACGCAGUUGAGAGAUGUUUUUUGGUUUUUGAGAAGUUCUAUACAACUGCCGUAUAACGGCAGAUAGGAGCCAAAUUAAACCCUCUGUUUUAUAAGGAUUCUACAGUUUCUCCCUCAUGCAGCAUUUUGUACAAAACAAUGUGUUUCCCCCCCCUUUAUCUCUCUUAUUCCUUUUUUUUUUAAAGGAAUGAUCACGUGGUUUACAGCAGCAAGUCCAUUGUAAUAAAGAGUUUGGCUUUUGCCUCAACAAACGUUAGAUUUACCUAUAUAGUUUUGCUUAUGUUUGACACGAAUGAGAAUUGCAAUGGACCUUUUUAGCAAGACUAUCACUAAAAACACAUGUCCAGUUUAAAUAGUUGGACAACUGUCAACCCUAAGACUCUAAGCAUACAACAGUGAAUCUAAAAACACAGCAGAAUAAAAUCAUACUGUUUGUUAAGUUUACUUCAAGACUUGUAAACUGUCAUGUAAGAAGUAUUACACAAAUUGCAGUAAAAUGUUUUGUGUGGUAUUGUUUAUAUUUAAAUACAGAAAUGCACAAAUUAAACAUUUGGACACAUGUAUGAAGAAUUGAA
Molecule: messenger RNA, 2623 nt
Organism: Bombina bombina (fire-bellied toad)
Lineage: Eukaryota; Metazoa; Chordata; Amphibia; Anura; Bombinatoridae
Gene: ABI2
Product: abl interactor 2
Exons: 11
Coding region: 62-1684 (540 amino acids)
Cellular component (GO): lamellipodium
Molecular function (GO): SH3 domain binding
Source: RefSeq, a predicted model, not a curated record